Aptenodytes forsteri (emperor penguin) is the source of this 4366-nucleotide messenger RNA. It is a transcript of the gene PFKFB2, whose product is annotated as 6-phosphofructo-2-kinase/fructose-2,6-biphosphatase 2. Gene Ontology annotation, molecular function: 6-phosphofructo-2-kinase activity; fructose-2,6-bisphosphate 2-phosphatase activity; ATP binding. The transcript has 15 exons. Gene Ontology annotation, biological process: fructose 2,6-bisphosphate metabolic process; fructose metabolic process. NCBI's taxonomy places the organism in Eukaryota, Metazoa, Chordata, Aves, Sphenisciformes, Spheniscidae. The coding region runs from base 9 to 1499 and encodes 496 amino acids. The record is from RefSeq and is a predicted model, not a curated record. Gene Ontology annotation, cellular component: cytosol.
CUUCCUACAUGACCAACUCCCCGACCCUGAUCGUGAUGAUCGGUCUCCCCGCGCGCGGCAAGACCUACGUGUCCAAGAAGCUCACCCGCUACCUCAACUGGAUCGGGGUGCCCACCAAAGUGUUUAAUUUAGGAGUGUAUCGCCGGGAAGCAGUGAAGUCUUACAAGUCCUAUGACUUCUUCAGGCACGAUAACAAAGAAGCCAUGGAAAUCCGCAAACGAUGUGCCUUAGUGGCUCUAGAAGAUGUGAAGGCUUAUCUCUUGGAGGAGUGCGGGCAAAUAGCUGUGUUUGAUGCGACCAACACAACUCGAGAAAGACGGGACCUGAUCUUAAAUUUUGCUAAAGAAAAUGCUUUCAAGGUGUUUUUUGUGGAGUCUGUCUGUGACGAUCCAGAAGUCAUCGCUGCCAAUAUCCUGGAGGUGAAAGUUUCCAGCCCCGACUACCCGGAGAGAAACAGGGAGAACGUGAUGGAUGAUUUCCUGAAGAGGAUUGAGUGCUACAAGGUCACUUACCAGCCUCUUGAUCCCGAUGCGUAUGACAAAGAUCUUUCCUUCAUUAAAGUGAUCAAUGUGGGACAGCGGUUCCUAGUAAACAGAGUCCAGGAUUACAUCCAGAGUAAAAUCGUCUAUUACCUAAUGAACAUUCAUGUCCAGCCGCGUACCAUCUACCUUUGCCGACAUGGUGAGAGUGAAUAUAAUCUUGUUGGCAAGAUUGGUGGGGAUUCUGGUCUGUCACCGCGCGGGAAGCAGUUUGCUCAGGCGCUGAAGAAGUUCAUCGAAGAGCAGGAGAUUGUUGAUCUGAAGGUGUGGACGAGCCAGCUGAAGAGGACGAUCCAGACGGCAGAGUCUCUAGGGGUCACGUACGAGCAGUGGAAGAUUCUCAACGAGAUCGAUGCUGGGGUAUGUGAAGAAAUGACCUAUGCAGAAAUUGAAGCCAAGUAUCCAGAUGAGUUUGCCUUGAGGGAUCAAGAGAAAUAUCUUUAUCGCUAUCCUGGAGGCGAGUCGUACCAGGACUUGGUCCAGCGCCUGGAGCCGGUAAUUAUGGAGCUAGAACGGCAAGGCAACGUCCUCGUUAUCUCCCACCAGGCGGUUAUGAGGUGCCUGUUGGCUUAUUUUCUUGACAAGAGUGCAGACGAGCUGCCCUACCUGCGCUGCCCCCUCCACACCAUCCUCAAGCUCACGCCUGUUGCGUACGGUUGUAAAGUGGAGACAAUUACCCUGAACGUGGAAGCAGUGAACACCCACCGUGACAAACCCUCUCUGAACUCAAACAACCCUCCCGCCAGCCAAACCCCUGUAAGGAUGAGAAGAAACAGCUUUACGCCGCGGGCCAGCGCGGACACGGUAAAGCGCCCACGACAUUACAGCGUUGGGAGCAAACCUCUCGACCUGCUGGGGCCUUUCCCAUCCCUGGAAGCUCGAGAUGGGGCCGACCAGCCGCUGCUGCAAGUCGGUGUCCAGCCUCAAGGGGGAAAUGCUUGCCUAGGAUGGCUGGUUUAACAGUGUAGAGGUUUGUGCUCUCAUCUCGAAUUCGGCUGGGAUUUCCGUGGCCGGGAGGAGCCCUGCGGAUGGGACUCGAGCACCCCCGGAGCACAGUGAGCCGCAUGCCGCUUUGGCCAGUACUCUCCUCUGAAAUGUGUUUUUAGAGUCUGUCUGUGUCUUUUCUUUCUGGAUGCUGAAAUGUCUGUCAAUGAGAUUGGAGAAAAUUUAUUAUGGAGAUUUUUCAACCUGCUUUUAAUAUGUGUGAGCUAACUUAUCCCUGGGCUUUCUGAGGCGUUAAAAUAGUGCCCCUUGUCUUUCCUCCUGGUUAGAUGGCAAAAUUAACCGCAGCGUGUGCGAGGACAAAAUGGUCAUGUCCAGACUCGCUGAAGCAGCUUUUCUUUGGAAGACGUGUUAUCAGACCAAAUCCCCAAGUUUUUGUUUAACUGUUACCAUUUCCAAAUUCAAAUGCAGUUACUGUGUUACUUAACUAUCGACAGAGCUCCAGCUAUCAUUUGACUUUGCUUUCAUGACUGCUGAUUUGAAUCCCCCAGCCUGAGCCUGUUCCUUUGCUCUGGGAAGGCUUUUGCACAUGGUAUAACACAAGGCACUCCAAGUCAGCAAAUCCUGCGGGACGUCUCCUGUGAGGGGCAGAAGGGAAUAAAAGCUCCUACGCUGGGAACAGCGUAGCUACCAGUGCUGUCGGAUCUGAGCUCAAGUCCUGCUUUAGCUUUGCACCCUGAUCUGAGCCUCAUCCUCUCACUGAUUUUUUUUUUUUCCGCGGGUUUUAUGGACGCUUUUCUCUAUUACAACAGAAAAAAUCAGAGCACCGCUUUGCUCGGUGUCUGGGAGCAGCGGGGCCGCGUGUGCAGGAUUUGCAAGAAGCACAUGAUUUUUACCAGUUGUCUUUUUAAUGUACCAGAUGUUAGGCUCACAAGAAGUCUUUAAAUUUGCCUAUAAAUAAGCUGUGAACAUUACUAAUGUAUAAUGCUGUCUUAAUAGAAUUUAAGCUGCUUUAGUAUUUAGUGCACAGACGGUGAAACUCCCCUGUGGCGCAGCUCGUGUGGUGGCUGCGUGUUACUUAAAUCCCCACCGAAACCCCAAACUUUAGUUUUCUCCCACAAGUCUUGACUUGUGUUUUGCCAAACUCCCAUUUUACCCCACUCCUGCUGUUCUUGCAAGAAGGGCAAAAUCCUCAGGUUGGGUGAAGAAAGGAGCAUUUAGGUACGAAGCAGGAGGCUGUUCUGGACCUGCUGUUUCCAGUGACUCCAGGAUUUAUAGGAGCAACUUCUGGGACCCAGGUUGCUUAUUUUAAAUGUGUGAAUAAAUGUUGGCCAUACCUACAGUAGGGACCUGUGCUUGGGAAACGUCGGUGCCCUGGCUGCGGAGGAGCUCAGCAGCCUGGAAGCCUGAGGUUUACGUGGGGAUUUUGAGCUCAAACCCAGUUGUUUUAAACAUUCCCAGAGCUUUAAUUUGAGAAAGCCGAGAUGGAGACGUCCGUGGCAAAGGCCAAGGCUCUAAUUCUAACCCUUUCGGAUUUAUGUGGAGCAGAAGCUUGUGUUGAUCUAAAGCUGCGCCAUGGAGGGAGGAAGUUCAGUGGGUGAGAAACUGAGUUUUAUUAGUUUUGUUCCUUGGGCUGUUCCCACUGGGGCGCAGGUUUGCUGCAGCCUUCUGCGAGAGCCGCGCCGUCUGUUCCUUGGUUUUAAAUGUUACAGUGCUUAGAAAUAAGCCAGGAAAGGGGGGGGGGGGGGGGGGUGGAAUGUUGAAGGAAGAGAUUUAUAGCCUGUUGUGUGGUAAUCCUUGUUGUCACUCUCCAGUAAUGCUCUAAACGCACAAACCUGCACUGCAUCGGGCUGGCUGCUCCUGCCGAGAAACCUCCUGCUCUGCAGGGAAAAAGGAGUAGAAAUGUACUGUAGGAUGUUUACACACACUACGCUGUAAUUACUUGCUAAGGAGUUAAUUAUAUUUGUAUCAUUGGGUAGUUAAUGGUUGUAAGGAGACAAGAUAUAUAUUUUUACCUGCCAGGAUUCAUGAAUGUAGCUGCUAAUACGUUGGUGGUCAUAAUUUUUGAUCACUGCUAAAAAUUGGGUCUGCAGUUUUGGAUCACUGACUGUGGGUCCCUUAUUCCUGUCGAGUGGGUCUUUGCUUUGGCCGUGGUCUGCUGGGUCGUGGGAUGGAGCCUCUCGGCCGUCUCUGCAGAUGGCAGCAUUUGUGCCUCAGUGCUUUAAUUAAAGCCUAACUGUAGCCUUUUCCUCCUGCAUUUUAACUUUCGAAAGGUGUAAAUACACGUGUCUAGAGCAGAGCAGCAGCAGAUUUGCGAUCGUCAUCGUUGCUGUGUGGGUGAAUCGUACCUGUCAUGACAGGUCCUGGGGUCCUGCCGAGCCCCAAGCUCUUGCGGGUGGCCGGGCUGGGGUGAUGUCAACAAGCCCCAGAUGGGCUGACAGGUCCCUGUGCCAGGUAUUUCCUUGAAAUCACCUGAUUUCUUUGGCACCGUGCGUGCAAAUACCCCAGAAUAAACAAUGAUUGCACAACGUACCUGAACUGAGGAUUAGCAGAGGCUUGUGCUGUCAGUCAUACCGGAGCUGGUGUCUUGGGCUGGGUGAGGUGGUGAAUUUGGAGGCGUGGAAGUGGGCUUGGUGCCUUCGUGAGCAUUGCACCACGAAGUGGGGGUUUCUCUGUAUUUCCCUGACUUUCCGUCCAUCUGUUUCUAGCACAGAGGUGGCGGUGUCUGCUGUCACCUUCAGGGAGCAGUGGCAGGGCCACCCAUGGGACCUGCAUAUCGCUGUCCCUGAGCCGCGGUCCGGGGGCUGGCUGGCCCAUCAGCGUUACGGGUUGUUUUAGAGAAAAAUGAUCGCUCAGGCAAAAUCUGUUCUGUCUCUGCUGCCAGC